Messenger RNA from Plasmodium malariae, 2019 nucleotides. RefSeq names its product DnaJ protein, putative. The transcript has a single exon. NCBI's taxonomy places the organism in Eukaryota, Apicomplexa, Aconoidasida, Haemosporida, Plasmodiidae. The coding region runs from base 1 to 2019 and encodes 672 amino acids. The record is from RefSeq and is a predicted model, not a curated record.
AUGAAGCGAAAAUCAUCUUUUGAUACCAUUGCGGACUCUUCAGAGUUAAGUUCAGGGUAUUCGAAGGGAAAAUUGAAAAACAAAAUGAGCGAAAAGGAAGAGGAGCAAAAUGAAAAGAAAGGGAUCAAUACGGAAUACGGUGGUAAAGAAAAAAAGAAAAAUGACAAAAAGAAAAAUGAGAGUAGCAAAGAUAAGAAGGGAUUGAAUAAUAAAAAACAAGUGAUAGAUAUGUACAAAAAUAAGUUUAAAUUUUUAGUAGAUAAUAUAAUUGUUAUAGGUAUAAUCUUAUCCUUUGUAAUAUUGAUAUCUUUUAAAUAUUUAGAAGAGAAAUAUUCUAUUGAAUCCUAUUUUGAAGAUGGUGAUAAUUUUGAUUAUUAUGAAGUGUUAAAAUGUAAGAGAGGGGAUAGUAUUCAAAAAAUAAAGAAGAGUUAUAGGGACUUAUCAAAAAUGUAUCAUCCAGAUAGUAAUAAAGAUUGUAAAGAUUGUGAUAAGAAAUUUAGAGAAAUUACCAAAGCAUAUAAAACAUUAUCAGAUGCUAGAUUGAAGAAGGCAUAUGAUAAUUCACAAGGAAAGGUAUUAAAAAUAAUUGAGUCAAAUAGUGUAAAUUUAAAUUUAAAAAAUUAUACGGAUUUGGUGGAAAAUUCAAAUGAUUUUUGGAUAAUACAGAUUUAUUCAGAUACAGAUAAUUUGUCUUUAUCCUUUUCAAAAAUAUGGGAAGAAUCUUUUGAUAAAUAUAAUGAACAUAUAUCAUUUGGUAGGAUAAAUAUAUUAACUGAUAAAAAAUUAGUAAAGAAUAAAAUUCCAUUUAAUGUUAAGAUAUAUCCAACUAUUUUUAUUUUAUCACCAGAUGGGUCUUAUCAAUUGUAUUCUAAUAUAUUUAAUGCAACGACUAAAGAUUUUCAAAAUUUUAUUAUAAAUUAUUAUCCAAAUUAUAUAUACAAUUUAGUUACAUUCAAUCAGGUCUAUGAUUUUUCAAGGAAGAGUGAUGCUUUAAAUAGUAAAGGAGGUGUACAUAUUGACAAAAAUAAUGAAGUUAUAUUACUUACGAAUAAGAAAAAAUUAAGUUUACAAGCAAAACAUAUAACGUACAAAUUUAAUAGUAUAUAUAAAACCUUUUCUAUUAAAUAUGACGAAAUAAAAGAUAUAAAAAAUGAGACCUUAAAAAAUGAAAUCAUAGAAGCUUUGAAAGUGUUAAGUGUAAAAAAAGAUGAAUAUUUAAAAGAAAAUGAAAAUAUCGAUUAUUUCUUGCUUGUUAAUAAUAUUAAUCAAGUUAAAGUUAUUAGAAGAAUAUCAGCUACUAAUAUUAAAAAUGUGUAUAAUGACGCAUUAAGAAAAAAUUUUGUAGAAAUUAAUUCAACAAAUAUAGAUUCGGUUUGUUCUACUGUUGGCUCUAGACAUAUAUAUUGUUAUGUUAUUAUUGUCGAUAAAUUAAAUAAUGAGCAAACAGUAAAUUAUAUGAAAAAAAUUUAUCAACAUAUAAAUAAUUCGUUUACAACUUUUACUGCCAAAUUAGGUACUGAUGAUAUAGAUGGACAGUUCUUUAUUCAACCAGUUUAUAUAUUAAAAAAUAAUAUUACAAAUAAUUUUAAAAAGUUUGUAAAGGAGAAGUCUAUUACUAUGUAUGAUUCUUUUUUCCUUGAUUAUUCUUCUAACACCUUUGCUCCUAUUAAUGAAAUAAAAAACUUAAGUAAUUACUCUCAAAAGAAGGAGGAUUUAUCUUUUCUUAGCAAUAUUUACAAAGAUAUUGAAAUUUUGAAUUUUGAGAAAAUACCCACGUAUUGUUUACCAGUGAACAUUAAUUGUUUGUAUAAUGUCAAAAGAACAUUUUCUUAUCGACUCUACAAUAUUUUUAGAAGGACAUCAAAAACACAGAUAAUUGUUUCGGCUAUUGUGGGCAUUGUAUUAUAUCCAUCUUUUAAACAAUACGGAAAGAUGAAGUACGUUUUUUUAACCCUCUCUGUAGGUGCCUCUAUUUUUGUAACCAGCAUGAAAGAUUUCUUCCUCUUGUUGGCUAAUUAG